AAAAUACCAUACAAAUGGCCUAUAAAUCUCUUUCAUAAAACAGUCACUUCUGUCUCUCUCUCUCUCUCUCUCUCUCAGAGAAAGGGAAAACCGCGUUUGUUUGAAACGCAUCAAGAAGAAGAAGAAGAAGAAAGAAAGCUUACCAAGGCGUGUCGAGCUUUUCUUUGAUCUUUCUCUCGCCAUUAUUAUUUCAGAGGCAUAUUCCCAUUUGGCAUUGACCCGCCUUUGCCGUUCCAAUCUCCAGAACCGUCUCUUUCUUUUCUCUUCCACUCAGAUUCAAGAUCUAGCCCUCCCGUGUACUUCGUUUUCAAGAACUCCCAGCCUAGUAAAUCUGCAAAAGAUAGCCCAUUUCUUCUCCUUGUUUUUUUCUCAAUCCAGCUGAAGAGAUAAAUGAUUCCUUCCCGACAAAGCGCCGACGUUUUGCUCAUCCUACUUUCGCUUCUCUUGCCGUCGUUUUGUCUGGGUAUCAGGUCAUUUCCGACUCGGGUGGUGGACGCUGUGAAUGGGUUGGGACUGGGGCCCGACGGUCUGUCCCGCUUCGCGGAAGCGCCGGACUACCGUAACGGAGCAGAGUGCCCCGUGUCGAGCAACAGGGAAUACGACUUGUCGUGCGACACAUCUCUCGUCCAUAUCGCGAUGACUUUGGAUUCGAAGUAUCUACGUGGCUCCAUGGCGGCAGUGCACUCGGUUUUGAGACACGCUUCGUGCCCGGAGCAUGUUUUCUUCCACUUCAUCUCGGCCGAGUUCGACCCUGUGAGCCCCCUCGUCCUGAACCAACUCGUCCGAUCAACGUUCCCUUCCCUUAAUUUCAAGGUCUACAUAUUCCGCGAGGACACGGUGAUCAACCUCAUCUCCUCGUCGAUUCGCCAAGCCCUCGAGAAUCCGUUGAAUUACGCCAGGAGCUACCUGGGUGACAUUCUCGAUCGCUGCGUCGAACGGGUCAUUUACCUGGACUCGGACGUGGUCGUGGUCGACGACAUUCGCAAGCUUUGGGACAUCCCACUCUCCGGGUCCCGGGUCAUCGGCGCGCCCGAGUACUGCCACACCAACUUCACCAAGUACUUCACCGACUCUUUCUGGUCCGACCCAGUCCUCUCCCGGGUCUUCGGCUCCAGAAACCCGUGCUAUUUCAACACGGGCGUGAUGGUCAUGGACCUCGUGAGGUGGAGGGAGGGUAAUUACAGGAAGAGAAUCGAGAAUUGGAUGGAGUUGCAGAGGAAGAGGAGGAUCUAUGAUCUGGGUUCUCUCCCACCGUUCUUGCUAGUAUUUGCCGGGAACGUAGAACCCAUUGAUCACAGGUGGAACCAGCACGGCCUCGGCGGUGACAAUGUUAGGGGCAGCUGUAGGUCGUUGCACCCUGGUCCGGUCAGCUUGCUGCACUGGAGUGGGAAAGGGAAGCCCUGGGUUCGACUAGAUGCCAAAAAGCCCUGUACUCUCGAUCAUCUUUGGGAGCCAUACGAUCUUUACAGAGCAGAGGAUCACACCGUGGGUUCUUCAUCUCCGUCGUCGUCGUCUUCGCCGUUACCUGGGUACUGGGGUUAUUUCUUAUGACGAUUCUUUGGUACAUUGUUUGGUUAUUAUUUUUGAUAGAUGUGUACAGAUUGAUGGGCCUGUUUCUUUCUUUUCUUAGUUUUUAUCUUAUUUAUUUCUCGAUUUCAUUCUUGUGUUUACCUUUGAGAUUUCGAUUCCCAUUGUUUGGGUUCCAAAUUCUUUGGAACAGUUUUGGCAUUUCCAUUUCUUUGUAUGUAAAUUGUAGUAGGAAUUUUGGAAGCAUUUUGUGGGUGGGAGGACACGAAACAACAGAGUUGUUCUUUGUUCUUUUCA
Juglans microcarpa x Juglans regia is the source of this 1824-nucleotide messenger RNA. Its product is annotated as probable galacturonosyltransferase-like 9. The record is from RefSeq and is a predicted model, not a curated record. Gene Ontology annotation, molecular function: glycosyltransferase activity. The coding region runs from base 391 to 1551 and encodes 386 amino acids. NCBI's taxonomy places the organism in Eukaryota, Viridiplantae, Streptophyta, Magnoliopsida, Fagales, Juglandaceae. Gene Ontology annotation, cellular component: Golgi apparatus. The transcript has a single exon.